Molecule: messenger RNA, 1137 nt
Organism: Eimeria maxima
Lineage: Eukaryota; Apicomplexa; Conoidasida; Eucoccidiorida; Eimeriidae
Exons: 5
Source: RefSeq, a predicted model, not a curated record
AUGAGGAUUGUCUCCAUUGAUUCACCAAUAGGAGACACUCCUUCCUUGCGUGCUGCUCUCUCUGCUGCUCUCCGCGAAGCAGCAGCAGCAGAGCAGCUACAGCAGCCGCAGCAGCAAGGAGCAGCAGCAGCAGCAGAAGCAGCAGCAGAGACAGCACUUGCUGCAGCAGCACACCGUCUCCGUAUAGUAUGUGUUAAGGGACAGGCAUUAGCUGAUUUGCUGCUGUCUAAUCCCUUAGAGCCUCCAAUCCGCAAGACAAGCAGCAGCAGCAGUCCGUCUAAUAAUCUAAAUGAGCCCUCAGAGGCUCCCGUGGGGCCCCCAGGGGCCCCUGGUGACCCCACCCAAGACGAGGGGGCCCCUGGGGGCCCCCCUAAAGAAAUGGGUAUUGUACCCCGAUCUGCAGCAACAAUAUCUAUGCUGCGUCUUCUUUAUCUAAGAGGAGGCUGGGCAGCAGAGGCCCUUGCUGCAGCAGCAGCAGAAGAAGCAGCAGCAGCAGCAGCAGCAGGAGGAGGAAGAGAAGCAACAGCAACAACAGCAGCAACAGCAGCAGCAAGAACAGCAGCAGCAGCAGCAGCAGGAGAAAGAGGGGGACAUGGGUAUACUGCUGCUGAAUGGGGAGCAGCAGGGACAGACCCAGAGGAAGGAGACGUGUCUCUUGCUGCUGCUGCUGCUGCUGCUGGCUUAAGAAGAAUCCUUAUGAGGGAGAAACGUAUUAUUCUGUGGGAUCCCUUCUGUGGCGGCAGCAAUUUGCUGCUGGAGGCUGCGCUGCUGCUGGGGGGACUGUCUCCUUCCUGUCCCCAAAUCCCCUCCCCUAGGGAUAUUAUACCCAUGCUGCAGAUACACCCCAACAAGCAGCAGCAGCAGCAGCAGCAGAUGCAGCAGAUGCUGCAGCAACAGCGGCACGGGAAGAAGCAUGGUCAACCUAUGGACUUGGAGACACAGCAGCAGCUCCUAGACCAGCAGCAGCAACAGCAACAACAGCAGCAGCAAAAGAAGCAGCAAUUGCAGCAGCAGCAGCAAGGUCUACAAGGGCCUCCCUUUGCUAUGGGGCUCCACUUGGCGUCUCCAUUUGAAGUGUCUCCUUUUGUCUCUGGUGGCAUUAUCCUCACUCGCGUACCAGGACCGAGGGAAACAAAG